Kogia breviceps (pygmy sperm whale) is the source of this 722-nucleotide messenger RNA. RefSeq names its product small ubiquitin-related modifier 1-like. Gene Ontology annotation, cellular component: PML body; nucleus. Gene Ontology annotation, biological process: protein sumoylation. Gene Ontology annotation, molecular function: ubiquitin-like protein ligase binding; protein tag activity. NCBI's taxonomy places the organism in Eukaryota, Metazoa, Chordata, Mammalia, Artiodactyla, Physeteridae. The record is from RefSeq and is a predicted model, not a curated record.
UGCUGUGCUGUGGGGAAGGGAGACGGAUUUGUAAACCUCGGAGCGAGGUUCUGCAUACCCGAGGCCGCUGCUGUGCGGAGACCCCAGGGGAAACCACCGUCACCAUGUCUGACCAGGAGGCAAAACCUUCAACUGAGGACUUGGGGGAUAAGAAGGAAGGAGACUAUGUUAAACUCAAAGUCAUCGGACAGGAUAGCAGUGAGAUUCACUUCAAAGUGAAAAUGACAACACAUCUCAAGAAACUCAAAGAAUCAUACUGUCAAAGACAGGGAGUUCCCAUGAAUUCACUCAGGUUUCUCUUUGAAGGUCAGAGAAUUGCUGAUAAUCACACUCCAAAAGAAUUGGGAAUGGAGGAAGAAGAUGUGAUUGAAGUUUAUCAGGAACAAACAGGGGGUCGUUCAACAACUCAGAUAUUUUUAUUUUUUUUCUUUUCCCUUAAUCCUUUUUUAUUUUUUAAAAUAGUUCUUUUGUAAUGUGGUGUUCAAAACAGAAUUGAAAACUGGCAUCCCAUCUCUUUAGAACAUCUGGUAAUUUGAAUUCUAGUGCUCAUUUUUCAUUAUUGUUUGUUUUCAUUGUGCUGAUUUUUGGUGAUCAAACCUCAGCCCCAUUCAUAUCACCCUCUCCUUUUUAAAAAUUACGUGUGUGCACAGAAAGCCCGCCUUUUCCAGGACUGUGCAUUUAUAGGCUUGUGAUAAAUAAGAUUGACUAAUGUGAGUGUUCAU